UGAUCUGAGUCCUACCACUACCAGUGCAGGACCAGCAGGGUUUGCCACAUCAAAAGAGCGGAGCUUGUACGUUUGGUUCAGCGGAUCACAGCGAAGGUGGCGUUUUCUAGAUCGAGAACUGCUUUGUUCUCCGCACUGGAUUGUCCCUAUCCGUUUCCGAAUCAAUGGGCUGUAAUGUAGCUCGGCAAGCAAGGUUGGGGAGCGGACGAGAUUUUAGUCUUUAGUCACUAGUGCCAAAGUAGUGGUGUAAGAGCGAUACUUUUAGAAAAUAAAUACGUGGACAUGGUGAACGAAAAGGAUGGGCCCAUGCUCUCGAGAUGGGCUUAUGAGGAGAUCCAAUUCGCCAAUGAUGACUGCGGCUUGUGCGUGUGCGAGGUGACAGAUGGAAAAGGGAGCACCUCGAGACAGUGGAGCAGGGAGGAUUUCCCGGGUGUGCCUGGCGACAUUCUGGAGUUCUUUCGGGGUACGUAUCUGCAUUACGGUGUAAAGGUGGAUGGGGAGAACGUGGUGCAUAUGACUGGGGACGGUCCCGUGCGAUGGCAGAACAUUGCCAGCAGUGCGUCGGAGAAUGCCGUGGUCAAGAAGGAGUUGUUCAGCAAGGUGGUGCGUGGUGCCAGCUCGGUGCAAGUGUGGAAUAAAUACGACGACCGAUACCAGCCGUACCCGGCCGAUAAGAUUGUCAGGCGAGCGCUAAGCAACAUCGGGCAGCGUGGCUACCAUCUGCUCUUUCUCAACUGUGAGCACUUCAGCAACUGGUGCCGCUACGGGAUCAGCAUGAGCCACCAGGCGGAGGUUCUGGGCACAACGAUAGCGGCAACCAGCGGGGCAGCGAUCGGUGCGUUCCUCGGCCCCAUCGGCGCGGCAGUUGGCCUUGUGAGCGGAGUCCUACUGGCGACGGGAUCUACGUUCUGGCGUCAUCAAAAAGAAUACAGUAAGGUUCGUCAGCUGAAACGGUCGGUGUCAACAGCUAAGAUGCCGUCGAUGAUGCUUCGCCAGCACAGCAUACAGGCAGAGCAGAAUGGCGGAGGCAAUCGGCGAUUGAGUCCCGACGAUCAGAAUGUAGUGCAGUGACCGUAGCCGUGACUUUGUUGUUGUUGUUGUGUGUGUGUGUGUUUGUGUGUCUCAUAUGUAUAUGUGGGUGGGUGUUGAAUUGUGGCUAUAUCAACGGACACCUUCUGUGUUGCUAUGCACAUCACGCCGGCAUCGGUAGUGUCCAGUACAGAUAUAGACAAGAAGGUGCCGGAUGCUCCAUAGUGAGAGAGCUUAGAAUAUAGGUUUCAGUGGUACUCUUACUCUUACUGCAUUGUAACUUAUUCUGACUGUGAUGAUGGAGCAUGUGGAUUGCCGUGUUGCCUUGACUGAACUCUGCUAGGUACACUCAUGUACAUGUACGUGCACUGAGGUAGAGUAUACGCAGCUGCCGUUGCUAAAUACGUCUCUGCAGUGCUCUCACGGAACGCGUCUUUUCGGAUCUGCGACGCCGAGUCUGCAAGAAAGGCGCGGUGGACAAAUGGAGCGUGCUCUGGUCUAUCGCUGUUCCACAGCACAUUCUGCGGUAUUGCUAGCUUGUGUAAAAAUGAUCAUGACUCUUAUCAUUGUCAUUGUAGCUCAACUUGAAUUGAAGAAACUUCAACUUGAUUUUGUAACUGACAGGUUUUUUAAAAUUAAUUUUAGUUAUCAACCACUAGAAGAAUGCUUGACACUACGACUCGUAACGUUAGUUAGACAAUGCACUGUGUUUGUUGUUGGUGAACUUGUCGUAAUUUGGAAUGAAGUGACAAAGUAGUGGUGGAUGUGUAGUUUGAUAUCAAUGCCGGCAUUGAUGAUGGACGACAACGCCUUACUGAAGUA
Molecule: messenger RNA, 1851 nt
Organism: Sycon ciliatum
Lineage: Eukaryota; Metazoa; Porifera; Calcarea; Leucosolenida; Sycettidae
Product: phospholipase A and acyltransferase 2-like
Exons: 1
Coding region: 283-1071 (262 amino acids)
Biological process (GO): N-acylphosphatidylethanolamine metabolic process
Cellular component (GO): cytoplasm
Molecular function (GO): A2-type glycerophospholipase activity; glycerophospholipid phospholipase A1 activity
Source: RefSeq, a predicted model, not a curated record